AACUGUCAAUAUGAUCUCAAAGAACAUGAACUGAUAUCUACUAGUUUUAUUAGUCCAAAUUUUAAGUUUAUUAAUGUCCUCCAAUAAUAAAUUACAUUAAUGCAUUUUAAAGAUUUCACGGAAGAGUUUUAUCAGUACCCCCAUCAAAUUUCUUAUUCACAACUAUUAAGAAGCCAACAUGAAUCAUUUGAAUCGUUUAGCAAAAUUGUUGAAAGCGCCAAAAAUCUACACGCAGUUUCCAAAAACAGCAAGAAACAGCAUGGAAAAGUUUUAAAGAACGUUUUUACUCAACUUAAGAACAAAACCAGUACGGAGUUAGGGCAGUUUCUUGAUCUAAAUGCAAUGAACGGAGUUGCAGAACCAUCCAAUAUUUCGGCAUUCAAAAAACCAAUGGCACACAAACAAAAACUUCAAGUAUUUACGUCAAAUAUAGGGAAUGAUGAUAAAUUGGUAUCAAAGAAAGUUACACAUUCAAAAAGACAAAAAAGAUUCAAAAAAGGUAAUAUAAAAGAAGAAACGAAGGAUGUUCCGGAUGAUGUUUCAACUGUAUUACCAUUCUCUGGUGUUAUCGAUAAUUCUGCAAAGUUCGUGACUUGUCCCAAGGAUAAUUCAAGCAGCAAUUUAAACACGAAUUCAAAUUCGCAUUCAUCGACAUUAAUUAAAAAUGAAAGUAAAGAAGAAGGAAUACUAAUGGAUAUAUAUAAUAGUAUAACAAAAGUCCUCUCAUCUUUUAAAUGCAAAACCAAGGGCAGCAGCAAAAAUCCAGAGCCUCCCAGAACUACUAAUUAUAUUAUCCAAGCUAUUAAUACUACACAAACUAGUAGUAACAAAAAAACAAAUGUUUCAAGUAAUACUCAACGAGAUAAAUGUGAAAAAUGUGGAAGUUUCCUGCUACCAAAAUGGCAUGGGUGCAAUUGCUGGUCAACAGAAGAGGAAACGUUAUUCUGUUUGCUUAAAUUAGAGGCCAGGGAGAACUUUAAGCAGAUAAAACAAAUUGAACAUGACCUUAGAGUACACAAGAAAGCUCUACAACUAUUAAAUAGUAGGUGUUCAAGUUUGGAGAAAAUUGUUAAAAAGAAAACUGAAAAAAGUAAAGAGAUGUCCAAAUACUCUAAGAUUCCCGAAAACGGUUUUAGGAAUUCGUCUGAUGCAACAGAAAAUAAAAAGAAAAUGUCAGACACAUCUGAAACGCCACAUCCGAAAAAUACAAAUACUGAUGCUUCUACAACUACGUACACGAGUAAUGGGACUUCAAAUACCACCAUACGUGAGCAAUCUCAAUCGUCAACAACCAAAGAGUUCGAAGUGUCUCAAACUGCCAGCAAUGAAUCUUCCGCUUCAAAAUCAGGCACUUCGCAAAAUUGGGAAAAAGAUGAAAAUAAUCCACAUUCAAGGUUUGUUGCAGUUGCAAAAUGUAAUAAUUUUCUUAACUGUACGACCGAUGGAGAGGCUUCCAGAGAACUUUCAACUGUUAAUAAACUUGAAAUUAGCCAAAUCUCUACCACUGAGUCGAAUGAUUCCUCAAAAUCAAGAAAUAAUAACGUAAUAACUACAGGUGUCAAUAAAAACAAAGUCAACAUCGAAGAUUGUUUUACCAAAUCUGUACGAAGUUCUAAAGUAAAAAUUACAAUUUCCAGAUCUACUGUAUUGAUUAAAGCUUCAACAGACGAAGUUAAUAAUGACAGAACUUUAAGAGAAGGAACCAAACAAUUAGACAGAGCUGGGCAAACAUGUCCCAAGGACUUCGAAGGAAUACUUUGCGAUUGUGAAAAUGCUAAUAAAUGUUCUUGUACGCCUAAGAAAAGUAGUUUUGUUAUAAAGUUGUUUAGAAAAAGAAAGUGCGACGAACUAUGCAAAUGUCACACUAAAACUGUUUCCGAGAGAAAAAAAAUUAAGAAACAAAACUCCAGAUGAUGAAGUUUUCAAGUAAAUCUGUUUGUUUUUGUGAGUGUACCUACAGUUUGAGAAUUAUAAGAAUUAAAUAUA
Diabrotica virgifera virgifera (western corn rootworm) is the source of this 1986-nucleotide messenger RNA. RefSeq lists its product as uncharacterized. The record is from RefSeq and is a predicted model, not a curated record. The transcript has 6 exons. Lineage: Eukaryota; Metazoa; Arthropoda; Insecta; Coleoptera; Chrysomelidae. Bases 100 to 1914 code for a protein of 604 amino acids.